Molecule: messenger RNA, 2234 nt
Organism: Diuraphis noxia (Russian wheat aphid)
Lineage: Eukaryota; Metazoa; Arthropoda; Insecta; Hemiptera; Aphididae
Gene: Dr
Product: muscle segmentation homeobox protein Drop
Biological process (GO): regulation of transcription by RNA polymerase II; embryonic morphogenesis
Cellular component (GO): nucleus
Molecular function (GO): RNA polymerase II transcription regulatory region sequence-specific DNA binding; DNA-binding transcription factor activity, RNA polymerase II-specific
Source: RefSeq, a predicted model, not a curated record
UCGACCGACGACACCGCUACUGUCCGUGUUUCGCCGUGUAUACGUGUUGAUAAUAUUAUAAUAAUAUUAWUGUUGCAAUAAAAUAAUAUUAUAUUAUCGUUUGCCGUUCGUAGUGUUCCCAUAACGUUUAAUAACACAUUCGCCGGUGUUGCAAUCGAUCGAGUKUGCGCUUUUAAUUGAUCAUAUAUUAUUUUAAAUUUCUCGCGUUCUCCAAUUAAAUAUUUUUGAUAUUUUAAUACACUUCUAUUGGUCGUUUAUAGCCGCACAAAAAAAMAUCAAAAUCGAAAUUWUUCGUUUUAUGAAUUCGCGCGCAUCGUCCGCUGCGGUCUACCGGUGAUAGGUAAGCCGCGCGCGUUGAAUGCGCUUUACAAACGGUUCGUGCGGACACACAUGCUAGAACAGACCGGAGCAGCAAAUAUGACAGUCUUAACGCUCAACCAUCUGUUGCCGCCGCCGCCGCCGACGCCGUCCGCCAACAGUGGCGGUCCGCAACCGCAACAGCAACAGCAGCAGCAACAACAGCAACGGGCAGCCGCCGGAGCUGACAGCAACGGCGCCGACGACGUGCAGCAAAACGGCAAGACGUCGCGUAUGAUGACUGUCGCGGCCGCAGCCGCCAACAUGUCGACGGCGGCGAUGAUGAUGGGCGGCGGUCCACCGACGGGCGUCGGCCACCACCACCACCAYCAUCACCACCACGGCCACAACCAUCACAGCAAUCAAUUGCACAACAAUAACAAUAACAACGAUGACACGGCCAGCAGCCCACGGUCAUCCGUCGUGGCGGCAGCUCGACCGUCCGGUCACAUCAAGUUCAGCGUGGCCGCGCUGUUGGCYGACACUAGGCCUGUCCGGUCACCCACGCCCGGGUCCGUGUACGACGACGACAUGGACACGCCGGACGACGACGAGGACGACCGCAACAGCGUGGACGUGGAGACGACCGACGGCGGCGUAGCGGUUGGCCGGCGGUGCUCGUCCAGCACGCCGGACCGCGGCCGCUCGCCGAUGCCGCUUCACACGUCGUCGCCUCCGCUGUCGCAUCACCAGCACCACGGCGGUCACCCGUUCCAGCAGCCCGGCGGGUCCAUGGCGGCCCGCGCCGCGUUUAUGAUGUCCGGCGGCGGUGCGUCCGUCACUAGCGGCACCGGCGGUCAUCAUCACCAUCCCGUCGCGCCGGUGCGGCCGACACCGUUCACGGCGUUCGCCGCGGCCGCGGCAGCCGCCUAUUCGGCGGCCGGUAUGCAGCACCCCGCUGCCCCCGGAGCGUGGCACCCACAUUAYGCCGGUGCAUUUCCUGGGUUCGGUUCCACCGGUCUCAACUCCGGAUCGCCCGAUUCCAACAACGGCGAACCGCCCAAACUCAAAUGUAACCUGCGGAAGCACAAGCCAAACAGGAAGCCCCGGACGCCGUUCACCACGCAACAGUUAUUGAACCUGGAGAAAAAGUUCCGGGAAAAACAGUACCUGAGCAUCGCCGAACGGGCAGAGUUUUCCAAUUCGCUGCACCUGACCGAAACACAGGUGAAGAUAUGGUUCCAAAACCGCAGAGCCAAAGCCAAGCGGCUGCAAGAGGCCGAGAUCGAAAAACUGAAGAUGGCUGCGGUAGCCGCGGCCAGGCCUCAUCACCCGCUGUACGGCAACCCGCACCUGCCGCACUACUUCCAACACCCGUCCGAGCUGUUCGGCCACCCGCACCAACUGCAAUCGCUCCUGUCGCACCGGCCCACCAUGGCGCACCUCAUCGCCCAAGGCCUGCAACAGCAACAACAGCAGCAGCAGCAGCAACAGCAACAGCAACAGGGCCCGCCGCCGACGCACCAGCCGGCCGGCGGACAGGUACAGCARGCUCAUACGUCGCCCGCGCGCUCGUCGAUGUCGCCCGGCGGCGGUCGGCGGUCCGCCACCCCCGCGUCACCCUCGCCGUCGAUGGGCGGCGGGGGCCCGGGGUCUACCACGAGCGUCUAGUGCGGUCCUCGCGCACGGCAAAACGGUAUUUAAAGACUAUACGCGCCGCGUAUCUAUCUCGUUCUAUUUUAUUAUAUAAUAUAUAUAUAUAUAAUAUUAUUGUAAUAUUAUGUUAUUAUAUUGUAUAAACCAUUGUCUUAUACAAUUAUUAUUAUUAUUAUCAUUAUAACUACUUUAUCAUUGUACAUGGAAACUAGUCACCUGCAAAGAAAAAAUUAAAAACGAACCGUCGUAGCGGCGUUGAAUGUGAUAGAAUAUAAUACUAU